Penicillium malachiteum is the source of this 2499-nucleotide messenger RNA. RefSeq names its product MIF4G-domain-containing protein. The coding region runs from base 1 to 2499 and encodes 832 amino acids. NCBI's taxonomy places the organism in Eukaryota, Fungi, Ascomycota, Eurotiomycetes, Eurotiales, Aspergillaceae. Gene Ontology annotation, cellular component: catalytic step 2 spliceosome. Gene Ontology annotation, biological process: mRNA splicing, via spliceosome. The record is from RefSeq and is a predicted model, not a curated record. Gene Ontology annotation, molecular function: RNA binding; protein binding. The transcript has a single exon.
AUGGAAGACGGUGAUAUCCUCCAGUCAGCGGUGCGAGUGCCUACUCCUCCCCCAGGUGUCCUAUCACCAGGUGCAGCUUCACGAAAGCGGUCCCCUCCAUCGAGAUCGCCCUCCCCGAAUCGUCGUCGCUCGCCUCCAGGAGACUCAUCCAGAAAUGAUGCUGAUGUUCCACGCCCUGACUCAGCUCGUGCGAUCGAUCGCGAGCGCCAGCUCGCGGAGCGUGUACGCGAACAUGAACGGCAAGAAGCUGCCCGCAAGCCAAUGACCGAGGAAGAAAAGCAGGCGUCGGCGAAGGCAGAAUAUGAAAAACUCUUGAACAUGCGAUCUGGUGGAACUUAUAUUCCCCCAGCACGACUGCGCGCCCUGCAGGCUCAGAUCACAGAUAAGACCAGCAAAGAAUAUCAGCGGAUGGCUUGGGAGGCAUUGAAAAAGUCCAUCAAUGGUCUGAUCAAUAAGAUCAAUGUAUCUAACAUCAAGUUCAUUGUUCCUGAGCUUUUCGGAGAAAACUUGGUUCGCGGUCGGGGCUUGUUCUGUCGCUCGAUCAUGAAGGCGCAGGCCGCUAGUUUACCCUUUACCCCCAUUUAUGCAGCGAUGACCGCCAUUGUCAACACCAAGCUGCCCCAAGUCGGAGAUCUGCUGCUGUCUCGACUGAUCACCCAAUUCCGCAAAGCAUUCAAGCGAAAUGACAAGGCAGUCUGUAUUUCAUCGACGACCUUUAUCGCGCAUCUGUGCAAUACCCAGGUGGCCCACGAGAUGCUUGCGGCUCAAAUCUUGCUGCUGCUCCUUCACAAGCCUACCGAUGACAGUGUGGAAAUUGCAGUAGGACUCACCCGAGAAGUCGGCCAGCAUCUAGAGGAAAUGAACCCCCCGAUCGCCCACGCAGUGUUCGACCAAUUCCGUAACAUCCUCCACGAAGCGGAUAUCGACAAGCGAGUGCAGUACAUGAUUGAGGUGCUCUUCCAAGUCCGCAAGGACCGUUACAAAGAUAAUCCCGCUGUCAAGGAAGAGCUUGACCUUGUGGAAGACGAGGACCAGAUUACGCACCGUGUUGGCUUGGACGAUGAACUUGAGACCAAAGACACACUCAACAUUUUUAAAUUCGACUCGGAAUGGGAACAGCAUGAAGACGCGUACAAGAAACUUAAGGCGGAGAUUCUUGGUGAGGAUAGCGAUGAGGAGGACGAGGACGGAGAUGAGGACGAAAGCUCCGACGAGGAGUCUGAUGGAGAGGAACAAAAGAUGGAUAUCAAGGACCAGAGCAAUACGGACUUGGUCAACCUGCGCCGAACUAUCUACCUGACGAUCAUGUCAAGUAUUGAUUUCGAAGAAUGUUGUCACAAGUUGAUGAAGAUCAACCUCCCUGCAGGAUUGGAGCCCGAACUGCCCUCGAUGAUCAUUGAGUGUUGCUCCCAAGAACGCACAUUUUCGAAAUUCUACGGAUUGAUCGGAGAGAGAUUUGCUAAGAUCAAUCGCCUGUGGUCUGAUCUUUUCGAAGCUGCAUUUGCCAAAUACUACGAUACUAUCCACAGAUACGAGACCAACCGUCUACGCAACAUUGCACGCUUCUUCGGACAUAUGAUCAGCAACGACGCCAUUGGUUGGCAUGUUCUGUCAGUGGUCCAUAUGAACGAAGAGGAGACGACUUCCAGCAGCCGUAUCUUUGUUAAGAUCUUAUUCCAAGAUCUGGGUGAACAUAUGGGUCUACCUACAUUGCAGUCUCGCUUCAGAGACGAGAUUCUGCGACCAAGCUUUGAGGGCUUGUUCCCUACAGAGAACCCCCGUCACACUCGUUUCUCUAUCAACUACUUCACCAGUAUUGGUAUGGGUGUUUUGACGGAGGAUAUGCGUGAGCAUCUCAAGAAUAUGCCCAAGCCUACUCUGCCAGCAUUGCCUGCUGCAAGAUCUCCAUCCCGUUCUCCAUCCCUUCGAUCUCACCCAGCAUCGUGCUCCACAUGCACCCCUCGAUCCUCGCGUUCUCCUUCACGCUCUCGCUCCCGCUCAUACUCCCGAUCUCCUUCAAGGGGCCGUGGUCGGUCCUACUCUCGUUCCAUCACACCAUCUUCGCGCGGCCGGAGCUACACCCCCUCGCGAUCUCGGUCCCCACCUCGUCGCAGCCGCCGCGAUGCUUCUUACAGCCGAUCCCGCUCGCCGUCGGAUCGCUCGCGCUCGCGUUCUGCAUCUCGCACACCACCCCGCCGUACUAAGGCUCGUUCUGGCUCUCGUACUUCAAGCCGUAGCCCAUACCGGGCUCGCCGAUCAGUGUCUCGGUCUGUUACACCUCCACGCCGACGACGCAGCUAUUCGCGAUCAGUCUCUCGUUCGGUGACCCCACCUCGCCGUGGAGCAGCACCGAAGAAUGACAAGCUUCCGUCUGUGUCUGCAUCUCCUCCCCGUCGACGCGAAAAGUCUUAUUCCCGUUCGCCAUCUCGAACUCCCCCAAGAAAACGAGAUGUCUCGCGAGGGAGAUCUUACUCACGGACUCCCCCUCGUCGUGGUUAA